Messenger RNA from Trifolium pratense (red clover), 2806 nucleotides. RefSeq names its product coiled-coil domain-containing protein SCD2-like. The transcript is spliced from 20 exons. NCBI's taxonomy places the organism in Eukaryota, Viridiplantae, Streptophyta, Magnoliopsida, Fabales, Fabaceae. Gene Ontology annotation, biological process: cytokinesis by cell plate formation. The record is from RefSeq and is a predicted model, not a curated record. The coding region runs from base 264 to 2252 and encodes 662 amino acids.
AGAAAGAAACAAUUUGUGCUAAACUGCUAAUGGUGGUACUAAAAUUACUCAGGAAGUUCGGAGACCGUUACAUACAAGAUGCAAGUAUUCCACGUCACACUUCUCAACCAAUGGUAUUUUGUUAACGAACGAAUCCUCCGUGAGUCUGUUCUUCCACAAUAGAAGGACACCACUUCAAGCUCCCUUCCCUAACCUUCAUCAUUUCAAUUUCUUCCACUAUCUCAUUUUUUUUCCUCAUUUUCUCUUCUUUCAUCGCUUCUAAGAUGGAUCGGCGGAGAAUGUAUGAUAGGCAACAAAGCUCAACGGGGACGCCGACAUCGCCUUCUUCACCGGUGACGUCGAUGUCGCCACUAAACCGUCAUGCACGUGCAGGUUCCACCGGUUCUGCCGCGUUUAACCUCGGGAGAGGGCAAAGCACCGCCCAAAAAGCUGCCGCUCAGAGACUUGCACAAGUUAUGUCGAAUCAAACAAUCGAGGAAGAAGAAGAUGAUGAUGACAUGCCUCUUGAUUAUUCAGCAAUCAGUGGCACUAGAAGCAUUGGACUCGGUGGUGGUGGAAGAGCAGUGCGACCUCGCUCUCCAAUGAACGUCAAGAGUACUCAAGAACAACCUCCAGCAGCAAGAUCACGUUCGCCUAUGACAGUUCGAUCUACUCCAGACCAACCUCCAUCUGCAAGAUCACGGUCACCAAUGACAUUUCGCUCUGGACAAGACCAACCUCCAUCUGCAAGAUCACGUUCCCCGGCGCCAGCACCAGUGUCAGUUCGCUCAGUUCAAGAACAACCCCAAUCUUUAAGAACAGUAUCGAGUGUUCGAUCUUCUUUCUCUGGAAAUGCUGCUGAGCAAACUCCGCCACGAAUCGCCACAAAUGUCAAUCAAGGGGAGCAACAACCACCCUCAGCUCGUUCAACAACGUCAAAUAGAACCUUUGAUAUGUCUCCUUCUGCACGCAGUUUAGCCAAUUCUCGGUCAUCUCAAUCAAGUAUUGUGAACAAUGAUCAACCUCCUUCUGCUCGAGCAAACUCAGGGCGUCCUGGUGGACUUUCUAAGGUGGUUCCCUUGGUUCCGUCCAGUGUACCUAUCACACUCAGGCCAACCUCUUCAGUUACCAUUCCCCCAUCGGAGUCUCUUACAGAUCUUAAUAAAAAAGAUAGAAGACUGUCACUAGAUCUUGGGAGUAUGAAAGUAAGAGAAAAUGCCAAUCAGCAGCAACGUCCUACUUCUGAGCUUGAGGAUGAGCUUGAUAUGCUACAAGAAGAAAACGACAAUUUAAUUGAAAAGCUUCGACUUGCAGAGGAGAGAUGUGAGGAAGCUGAAUCGAGAGUUAAACAACUAGAGCAACAGAUUGUUAAUCUUAGAGAUGGAGUAACUAUGGAGGCUCGCCUAUUAAGCAGGAAGGAGGCAGCACUACAACAAAAAGAGGCUUUUCUGAAAAAUUCUUCAAAGGAUCCAUAUCAUGGAAGUCCUCAUGGCAUUAAAACACAUCAGACGGAUGCUGAGGAAGCAAUAUCUGCAUUGGAGAAGCUUCGACUUAUAACUCAACGAAUGAUACUUACGCCGGAAGAAAUGGAAGAGGUUGUUUUGAAGAGAUGUUGGCUAGCUCGGUAUUGGAAUUUAUGCCUUAAACAUGGUAUUCAUGCUGAGAUCGCUGAAGCAAAAUGGAAUUACUGGUCUACUUUCUCCCCUAAUCCAGUUGAUGUUGUAUUGGCUGCUGGAGCGAAAGCUAAAGAGGAAGCAAACCUCGAUUUAGAGGAUACAGAAGAUCAACGUGACCCGAAUGAUCUUUCUGGAGAGGGAAAUGUCGAGAGCAUGCUUUUUGUUGAGCAAGGUUUGAGAGAACUGGCUUCCCUAAAGGUAGAAGAAGCAUUAGCAGUUGCAUUGGCUCAACAUCGGCGACCAAGUACACUGAAAGCUGGUUUUUCAGAUCACUUGAAGCUACCGGUGGAAGGGCAUUGUGAUGCAUUCCAAUUGAGCGAGGAGGAGGCUGAAGAUGUAAUUUUUAAGCAGGCCUGGCUUACUUAUAUAUGGAGAAGAGCAAAAAGGCACGAAAUAGAACCCGAGAUAGCAGAUGAGCGUUUGCAGUACUGGAUCAGUCAUGACUCUACGACACCGAGCUCACAAGAUGCAGUUGAUGUUGAACGCGGACUUGCAGAGAUAAGGAAGUUGGGUAUUGAAACACAAUUGUGGGAUGAAUCUCGCAAAGAAUUAGAAUUAGAUAUUGACAAUUCCAAACCCGGUCGUUCUGACUUUUGAUGAUAGACAACUAAAGUAUGUUUUUUCUUUCAAUUUUUCUCCUUUUCACAAACCAUUCUAAAGUGAACUUGUCAGCCACAAAGAAUUGGAUAAGAAAGCUAUAUUUUCAUGUUGAGGUAUGAUGUUCACAAGUUAGAUGUGGUAAGAGUGGAAAUGGCAUCAUAGGUUUCAAAAACUGUGGUGGAUAUGUGAAAGGAAAGGAGUAGACAAGGUGGUCAAAAAUGGAAGUGAUGGAAGUGUUUGUGACUAUCUUGGCCAUGUAUAUGUGCAGACUACAGACACAGCCUAUUACAGUCUCGGGAGGCAAAACAAGUGACUUGGAGGGGAUGAAAAAAGAUACUUUGUAGACAGUCUACUAUAUAUGGUUAGACUGUUAAAUCCAAUGGUAAAAAUAAGGUUAUGCAUGUACAACAUUUGUUUCACUUAUGCAUGUUAGAUUAAGCCUAUUUUUAGUGUAUAAUAUUUUGUAGAAACAAUGUGCUCCAUUAUUAUGAUAUUGUAAAAAAAAAAGUGUUAAUAAUAGAAUAAAUUCAUAUUUUAUUUUUCUUGCAUAA